AAGGAUCCUCUCCACCAGCAGACUGGGAGACACAGCAAAGAGGAUUGAGACGAGGGCAACAGGAGAACAGGACCAGAGCAUUGUGGAUUCUAUGUGCUAGUGACCAACAAGAGAACAAACGGGUGCUUAAUAACCAUUUCACCCCGGCGAGUCUGUGAGAGCCCACUCCAGUGCUGACUCUGAGAAGAUGGACAUCCUUGAGACAGCUGCAUAUGACAGGAGGCAGAAGAGAAACGUGUCCUGCGCCCUGCUCUUCUCCCUCUUGCCUUUCUUCUUGUCCACAGCUGUGUACUUCUACCUGUGGACUCCUGACUGGCCUGAGUCCAUCGUGUCAGCAGGUGUCAAAUCAGCGCCAACCCUCCUGCUGGCUGCAGUAGUGCUGAGCUGGAAUGGAGGUCAGAGUGUCCUGGGUGUAGGAGGAGGACUGGUUUUCUCCGCUGUUGGCGACUGCUGCUUGGUAUGGCCUGAGCUUUUCGUACAUGGGAUGGGGGCUUUUGCUGUAGCUCACCUGAUGUACUCCAUCACCUUCCUCUCCAGUCGAUAUGCACCAAAGUCCUCUUCCUCCUGGAAACGUGUUGUGUAUCUGAUCAUAUUUUUGGCAGCAGGAGCUUUCUAUUUCUACAUAUACCCUUUCUUGCAGAAGGCUCCAGACUCAGAUCUGAUCGUUCCAGGUGUCGGGGUUUAUACCGCCUUGAUUUCUCUUAUGGGAGUAUUAGCUCUUCGAACCAACCACGUACCAACAGUGUUAGGAAGUCUGAGCUUCAUAGUGUCUGACGUUGCACUGGCUCUUCAGAUUUUCAAGGUGACCCCACAUCUAAAGCAUGGCAACAAUAUUGUAAUGGUGACGUAUUAUUUGGCACAGCUACUUAUCACUGUGGGUGAUGUCAAAGCAGUGGGCAACAAGGAUGAGUUUGAUAAAUGGAAGAGGUCCUAAACAGCAUCUCUAAAACACUUGCACUGGAUACUUCCCAUUGAUUUUGGGUUUGUCAAUCAAAAUACAGGAAAAGAGGAAGCUCAACUCAGGAAGGACAGUUCUUCCACUUGUCCACACCAUUACAACUGAAAAAGGUGGACUAAAACAGCACCAACACCACGAUACACCGUUAUGUGUGAUACUGACAGGCACAAAAGUUUUCAACAAGCAAGACUGAGACAAAAUCACUUUAGAGUUGUGCCAAUAUUAUUUUUAAUCAGUGAUUUUGAGUAGCAUUCCUGUUUUAGCGUAGGUGUGCAUGUGGUUUUGAACUGGCCAUUGUAUGUAUAAUGACUCAAAUUUGUUUUUGUAAUAAUAAUAAGUAAAUAUGGUAUGA
Solea senegalensis (Senegalese sole) is the source of this 1310-nucleotide messenger RNA. It is a transcript of the gene tmem86b, whose product is annotated as transmembrane protein 86B. The record is from RefSeq and is a predicted model, not a curated record. The transcript has 4 exons. Bases 188 to 934 code for a protein of 248 amino acids. Lineage: Eukaryota; Metazoa; Chordata; Actinopteri; Pleuronectiformes; Soleidae. Gene Ontology annotation, cellular component: membrane.